Molecule: messenger RNA, 765 nt
Organism: Closterium sp. Yama58-4
Lineage: Eukaryota; Viridiplantae; Streptophyta; Zygnematophyceae; Desmidiales; Closteriaceae
Source: the annotation of a GenBank genome assembly
AUGCUUCAAAAGUUGGAUCGCCAGUGCGGGGUGCUGCUGGGAUGUUGCUUGCUGCUGUCUGCUGCUGCUGCUGGCAUCGUUGGCUUUGCCGUAUUGAGGCGGCAGCGGCAGCAGCGACGCGGCAUGCGGAUCUGGGAGAGAAUGGGUUCGUGCGCUCUCCAUUUCGUCGCCUUAGCGCUCUCCAUCCCGUCGCCCUUGCAAUCUCCCCUCCCAUCCGGUCGUUCCUCCCUCCCCUCGCCAUCGCGCUCACGUUCCUCCCCUCCACUCGCCAUCGCGCUCACGUUCCUCCCCUCCCCUCGCCAUCGCGCUCACGUUCCUCCCUCCCCUCGCCAUCGCGCUCACGUUCCUCCCCUCCACUCGCCAUCGCGCUCACGUUCCUCCCCUCCCCUCGCCAUCGCGCUCACGUUCCUCCCUCCCCUCGCAAUCGCGCUCACGUUCCUCCCUCCCCUCGCCAUCGCGCUCACGUUCCUCCCCUCCCCUCGCCAUCGCGCUCACGUUCCUCCCCUCCCCUCGCCAUCGCGCUACGUUCCUCCCCUCCCUUGCCAUCGCGCUCACGGUCCUCCCCUCCCCUCCCAUCCCGUCGUUCGCCUCCUCUCCCCUCCCAUCCCGUCGUUCGCCUCCUCUCCCCUCCCAUCCCGUCGUUCGCCUCCUCUCUUCUCUUUCUUCCCUUCGCUCCUCCGCUCUCCCCUCGCUGGCCGUUGUUCCUCUCUCUCUCCCCAUCGAUAUCAUUCUAUCCCCCUCGUCCUACACUGUCCCUAUUUUUAA